GAACGAAAAAACAUGAAGCAUUGAACAUAUGCAGAUUGAAGCAGCUUCACCACAUCCUAAAAGAAUCCAAAGUGAUUCCGUCUCCUCCUCCUCUCCUUUUAGUCUUUACGAGUAGACGGGUAAAAGGAAAAAAUAACGAAACGAGGGAGUCAGUCAACAACGAAGAGAGCAGAGAAAGCAAGAGAUUGAAAGCGGUUGACAGAUGGGUCUCCUCUCCAACAGGGUAGAGAGAACCCAGAUCAAAGCCGGGGAUCAUAUCUAUACCUGGAGAGCUAUCUAUACUUAUUCUCACCAUGUUCCAUUUGGAUUGGGAAAACAUACAGGAAUCUAUGUUGGGGGAAGCAAAGUGGUUCACUUCACGCGUGAACAAAAUGCAAGUUCAAGCAUAUCUUAUCCUAGUUCAGCUUCAAAACUCCCAUCAGCCUGCCCAAUCUUCCCUGACUGUGGAUUCAGGCAACCCAAUAGCGGUGUUAUCCUCUCUUGCUUGGAUUGCUUUCUUGGAAAUGGAUCCCUGUACCACUUUGAGUAUGAAGUCACUCCAUCUUAUUUCCUCGCCAAAGUCCGUGGUGGCACAUGCACCACUGCAAAGCCUGAUCCCCCUGAAACUGUGAUCCACAGGGCAAUGUAUCUGCUACAGAAUGGGUUUGGGAACUAUGAUGUAUUCCAGAACAAUUGUGAGGACUUUGCAUUAUACUGCAAGACAGGUCUUCUGGUACUUGAUAAGUCAGGAGUGGGUAGGAGUGGUCAAGCUUCUUCUGUCAUUGGAGCCCCGUUGGCAGCCCUUCUUUCAUCUCCUUUAAAGCUGCUAAUUCCAGGUCCUGCUGGUGUUGCCACCGUAACAGCUGGAAUGUAUUGUAUGAGCAGGUAUGCCACUGAUAUAGGUGUCCGAACUGAUGUAAUAAAGGUGGCAGUUGAAGACAUGGAUGCAAUCCUGGAUUGGAGUGGUACAAGUGAGGAAGAAGCCGAGGAUAAAGAGGCUUCUGACAGGCAGAAUUCGCACAGCCUAACAGGCAGUUCAUUGAUAGUGAAACAAAAAGCAUCUAGGUGGCAGUGGAGAAGGGCAUUGAUGCUGGGAAGUGGAGAAACACGGGAAGGAUCAUGAAUUGCAACCAGAAAAGAUGUUUCCGAACUGAUGGACUGUUUGAUUUACCGUUCAAUCUGUAAGUGUAUGUUUCUGUUUCAACUUUCAAGCCGAAGGGAGGACUUUUAUGUCCUGAUCGCUUAAUUUGUUACUUGAUUCUUGUCACUGAAUUUCAAAAUCACUGCAGCGU
This is a messenger RNA of Nelumbo nucifera (sacred lotus), 1271 nucleotides long. Lineage: Eukaryota; Viridiplantae; Streptophyta; Magnoliopsida; Proteales; Nelumbonaceae. The record is from RefSeq and is a predicted model, not a curated record.